CGGAAAAAGUGAAACAGUAGAAACAAGACAACUUUGUCAGGCUGAAUAACGACUGAGGACAUAAAGAUUUUCUUUCAUUUCUGCUCACAGGUCUGCUGAUUUGCUAAGAAAUUAAACUGCAUUACCAUGGCAUCAGUUGUCUAUAAGUUCCUGGGUGACCUGCUUUCUUUUCAAAUGGCUGCUCUUCUAAUUGCCUCCACUCUUUUGCUUGUUUUGGGAUUGCAAAGAAAAAAGAGAAUGUCCAUGCCAGGCCCAUGGGCACUGCCUGUAUUUGGAAACUUUUUUCAAAUUGGAAACCAAGUCCAUAUAUCCCUUACGGAAAUGAGGAAAACAUAUGGAGAUAUUUUCCUGAUAAAAUUAGGCUUGAUGCCAGUUGUGGUUGUCAGUGGUUUUGAGACAGUAAAAAAAGUUCUUGGUAAACAAGGAGAAAAUUUUGCCAACAGACCCAACAUGUAUUCAUUUUCACUGCUGGCUGAUGGAAAAAGUAUGACAUUUUCAGAAAAGUAUGGUGAAACUUGGAAAAUUCAUAAGAAGGUUAUGAAGAACGCUUUGAGGACCCUGUCCAAGUCAGAAGUAAAUUCCCUGAACUGCUCCUGUCGCCUUGAGGAAUAUGUUUGUGCAGAAGCUUCCGAUUUAGUUAAUACAAUGCAACAACUGUCAAAAGAUCAUAGAGGAUUUAACCCAUCCCCUUUAAUAACUUUGACCGUUGCUAAUGUGGUAUGUGCCCUGUGCUUUGGUAAGAGGUAUAACCAUCAUGACAAAGAGUUUCUCCGCAUCAUUGAGAUUAAUAAUGAUGUCCAAAAAAUAUCAGGGGCAGGACUUCUGGCUGAUUUCAUUCCACUUUUCAAGUUUUUCCCAUCAUCAGGUUUAAAUGAGCUGAAAAAAUUUAUACGGGCUUUUAAUGAUUUUAUUGCUAACUCUGUGCAAGAGCAUUAUGGAUCUCAUGAUGAGAACAACAUCAGAGACAUAACAGAUGCCCUCAUAAAAUUGUGCAAUGACAGAAAUAAAUAUGAUAAAAAUUACAAAUUAAGCAAUGAACAGAUUAUAUCUACAGUGAAUGAUAUCUUUGGUGCAGGCUUUGACACCAUCUCCUCUGCAUUACUAUGGUGUGUGUUGUACUUGUUAAAGUAUCCAGAAAUGCAAGAGAAAGUCCAGAAGGAAAUUGAUGAGAUUAUUGGAACAAGCAGAUCACCCAGGUUUGAUGAUAGAAAAGAUUUGCAUUACACCGAGGCGUUUAUCAAUGAAGUUCUAAGACAUUCAUCUUUUGUACCAUUCACAAUUCCCCACUGUACCAUUACGGAUACCAAUCUGAAUGGAUACUUCAUACCAAAAGACACCUCGGUCUUUAUAAACAUGUACCAAGUAAAUCAUGACCAGACUGUGUGGAGAGAUGCCGACCUGUUCAUCCCAGAAAGGUUUCUUGAUGAAAGUGGACGUGUUGAUAAAAGUUUGAUUGAAAAGGUGUUCAUCUUUGGCAUGGGAGUUAGAAAAUGUUUAGGAGAAGACGUCGCUCGAAAUGAAAUGUUUAUUUUUCUCACGUCCAUAUUGCAGCAUCUUAAAUUAGUGAAGGAACCUGAACAUCAUGUGGAUCUGACUCCAGUUUUUGGGCUCACUAUGAAACCAAAACCUUUUACUCUCAGAACUGAAAACAGGCUAUAGUGGUUUAUCUAGGAAUCCCUGGUAUUCUUUCCCAGUCAGUAAAAUGGCUGCUGCUUUUCAGUGCAGAAUUUUAUUAUGGAAGGAAUGAGUAGUUGUUUCAAAGAAUGGGGUGCCCUUCAUUUAUUAAUGAAGCAUGUUGCGCUGUGAGUCUCCGUAUCUUCAUUGGCUUCCUCCAUUUUUUCCGCCACACUUCAUAAACAUACUGAUAGGCUAAUUAAGUUUCUAUGAAAUUGACCCAAGUUUAUGUGAGAUGGUAAAAUGUAUAUUACAUACUCAAUUUCUGAAAAGGUAUGAUAUAACUGAUAAUCUUUGUACUGAGCUAUAUAAGCAAAGUAAAAAAAAAUAAACAUCAGCCUGUCUUAUGUAUUAUCAUGCUGCCUUGCUUUACUAGCCUAAAGGGAGUCUAUCACAAUUCUGGACUGUUAUCUGCAGUUAUACAUGAGCAGUAAUGUAGAUAAGAAGUCCAGCCAUUUUGUAUUUUCCUACGGCCUCCGGUUCCCUCGCUGUCAGCACUCACACUGCCUGAAAUACACCUUCAGGACUGCUGUGCUAACAAAAUGUACACUUACACCACAGUCCAAAACAUGUAUUUUAGUGCAAAUUUAAACCCUUACAGCAGGAGAGAAAGGAGGCAGAAGGGAAAUAUAAAAUAGUAAUCUGGACUAUUCAUGUAUUACUGCAGAUAAUAGUCCAAGAUGUGGUGAUAGAUUCACUUUUAGAUGGGCUAGCUGGAGACGAGAGAGAGCAGUCAGCUGAUUGCAUCUUCCGUCUCUUUUUAGUGAUCAGUGGGGGUCUCAUCACCCGGAUCUCAAAAAUCGAAACUUCUGACUAGGGAUUAGAGAAUCGACUUUGGAUGAAACAUCCAAAGUCGAUUCUCAUAAUACUUUGCUUAAAUACUGUACGGAGC
This is a messenger RNA of Bufo bufo (common toad), 2566 nucleotides long. RefSeq names its product cytochrome P450 1A1-like. Gene Ontology annotation, biological process: hormone biosynthetic process; progesterone metabolic process. Lineage: Eukaryota; Metazoa; Chordata; Amphibia; Anura; Bufonidae. The transcript is spliced from 7 exons. The record is from RefSeq and is a predicted model, not a curated record. Bases 127 to 1659 code for a protein of 510 amino acids. Gene Ontology annotation, molecular function: steroid 17-alpha-monooxygenase activity; heme binding; iron ion binding.